Molecule: messenger RNA, 1680 nt
Organism: Hemisphaericaspora subhashii
Lineage: Eukaryota; Fungi; Ascomycota; Pichiomycetes; Serinales; Debaryomycetaceae
Exons: 1
Coding region: 1-1680 (559 amino acids)
Biological process (GO): termination of RNA polymerase II transcription
Cellular component (GO): cytoplasm; mRNA cleavage factor complex
Molecular function (GO): RNA polymerase II complex binding; mRNA binding
Source: RefSeq, a predicted model, not a curated record
AUGGAUGAGGUUCAAGCGAAAGAAUUCGAUCCAGACAACUACAGAAACCUUUUGAAUUCACUUACGGUCAAUUCCAGAACAAUAAUCAAUGAAUUAACAUCAAUAGCAGAACAACAUAUUGAACAUGCCACCGAAAUAUCCGAAUUAAUAGAAACUAGAAUUAGGAAAUGUGUACCGAAACAGAAAUUAUUUAGUAUUUAUUUAAUGGAUUCUAUUUGUAAAAAUAUUGGAAAUCCUUAUAAUGUUAUAUUUGGAAAUGGAUUAUAUAAAUUAUUUGUGGAAACUUAUACUUUAGUGACUGAUACUCCAACUAGACAAAGUUUGAUUAAUUUGUUUCGAACUUGGACUCAGAAUAAGAAUUCAAUCGGUGGUGAAGUGUUUCCGAAGCUGGUUUUAGCAAAGAUUGAAAAAUUUAUUAUUCAGGCGACUUCAAUAUCAGCGUCUAAUCCAAUACCCAAUAAUAAUAACAAUGGUAAUAAUAAUAAUAUUAAUACAAUCCCGGUGUCUAAACUAACACCGGAAAUGUUGAUUAAGGAAGGGAAAAGUUUAUUGAAAUAUGUGAUUAGUUUGGAUAAAGCAUUAGAUCAAUUUGGUGAAUAUAAACAAUGUCUAGAUUCUAAAGAUAAGAAAUUCAUUCAUGAUAUGGAAAUUAAACGAAAUUUAUUAGUUCUGAUUAUAAAUGAAACCGUUGAUUCUAUAUAUGUUGAUAUUCAAGGUAAUAAUACCAGUGGGGAGAUUAAAAGUCUAGGUGGGUUCCUGAAUGUUAAUAAUAAAUUUGAAAGUAAAGUAGGGACAUAUCAACUGGAUUUACAAUAUGUGAGAGCUCAAUUAGAUGAACAUGUUUAUCAACAAGAUCAAUAUUUUAAAUUAAAUAAAAAGAAAUUACAAGAUCGGAUUGAAAGGGAUAAACUUAAACAAAUCAAAUUAGGAGAGAAAAGAAGAAGACAAGAAUAUCUUGAAGCUAAUAAAGUUGUUAUCGAUCCUGGUGUUAAGAAGGAUUUCUUUGUUAAUAUGACGCGGAGCAUAGAUCAAGAUGUGAAAUUUCUUGACUUGAUUAGUCAAUGGGGUAAGACCCCGGCGUACCGAACCAGCAACAAGAGCCUAGACACGGGUGAAUCUAAAGCAAUAAAGAAACAAGCUAAUAAUGAGCAAAAUAAGAAUACAUUAGGAUUUGAUCUUGGUUCAAUUGAUUUCAGUGCCAUGUUAGGACUGAUGCCCCGAGAAGGAGAAGAAACAGAACUGAGUACCGGGUCAUUUGGAAGUUUAGGUUCAAGUUUCUUAUUAAAUAAUCCCACCAAUCGAGUUGCUAGAAUGGAUGAUAGCAGCAGCACACCCGAGGGAGAAGAAGAUGAUGACGAGAUCCCCAGGGGAAGGUUUAAUACAUUUGGGAGAAUACGACCACCGACACCCCCACCGCCGCCUCCACCUCGGGUAGAACAAGGUGAGAAUGGGGAAUUGUUAUCGCCUACUGGGACUACUUCACCUCGAAAGAUGAGUCUUUCGGAAUAUCAAACCCAUAGGCAUGAGUAUCAACCUCAUCCGAAUAUGUAUGUGCCAAAUAUACCACCUGUGCCGGUGUCAAGUGCUAGUGAAUCAAUUGAACGGAAAUCCAGUUUGAAGAGGAAGACUAUUGGUGGAGAAAUGCAUAAAGUUGUUAAAAAGGUGAGGUUUAACAUUUAG